CAUUCUCGAACAAUUCGCAGAACACUAGGCUGAAAUAUGGCGGUAUCUGCGGGAUUCGAAAAUGUUUCGUGACAGUUUCAAGUAUUACAAGAGCCGAAAUCCCACACCCGAUCUCAGCAACGUGAUAGAUCUCGAAACUCCAAACUGCGUCAGAGUUAGGAACGUCGAACUGUACGCUCCUGAGAAACCCAUCGAAGACGGUUUGGGGCUAAGACCUGUGGAAAAAUGGAAAGUUUACGAAUUGCUAGAUAUUCCCGGACUGUUUUUUAUUCAAAAUCCAUUUACACCAAACGGUCAAAGAUACUGGAUUAUAAAAUGCCUAAAAGAUUACUCCAAGGAACCAUAUAAAUUAAAUAUAGAUGUCCACAAUGUUUUACGCAAUGAAACAUGGUGGAACUUGUGCUUUCAAACUUCGGAAGGGUCCAAGGCUCUUCUGCCAAAGCUACGAUGGGCGACGCUAGGUUAUCAUCACAACUGGAACACCAAAUUAUAUUCCGAAAAAUCAAAGAGCGACAUGCCUGUAGAAUUGUCUGACUUAACAUCCGUGUUGGCGGAAACGUUAGGUUUCUCGGAUUUCAAGGCGGAAGCGGCGAUCGUAAAUUACUAUCGAAUGAAUUCGACCUUGGCAGGGCACACGGAUCACUCGGAGAUCAAUGUCACGGCGCCCUUGUUCUCAAUCAGUUUCGGACAGACGGCUAUUUUUCUGAUCGGUGGGUUGAAACAAGAAGAUCCUGCUAAUGCGAUGUUUCUGCGAAGCGGAGACAUACUAAUAAUGUCGGGCAGCUCUCGUUUGAGGUAUCACGGAGUGCCGAAGAUACUGCCGUUGUCCGAAACACCUUGGGACGAUGAUCGCGAAGACAAGAAUGAGGAUUACACUUACAAUCGGGACGAUUGGAACAAAGCACGAACUUACGUCGCCGAAGCUAGAAUUAAUUUGAAUGUACGACAAGUUCUGAGGCCUGGAGAGAUUGUAUUAUAUUAAAUGUAUUAUACAUUGUACUU
This is a messenger RNA of Pseudomyrmex gracilis, 1002 nucleotides long. RefSeq names its product nucleic acid dioxygenase ALKBH1 (gene AlkB). The transcript is spliced from 4 exons. Gene Ontology annotation, cellular component: nucleus; cytoplasm. Gene Ontology annotation, biological process: oxidative RNA demethylation. The coding region runs from base 62 to 982 and encodes 306 amino acids. Gene Ontology annotation, molecular function: ferrous iron binding; broad specificity oxidative DNA demethylase activity; oxidative RNA demethylase activity. Lineage: Eukaryota; Metazoa; Arthropoda; Insecta; Hymenoptera; Formicidae. The record is from RefSeq and is a predicted model, not a curated record.